AAGAUGGGUGAUAUGUUCGAAGUUUUUGAAGAGCAAAAGCAACAAAGGCUACAAAAGUUUCUAGAGAAUCAGCACCAGCUCCAAGAUGACAAAGAGAGACAUUACCUCUUCCUCUCCUACGACCAUAAUGAGGAUGAGGAACAUCUCUAUGAGUUCUGGAGGGAUAUGGUAAAUGACCUUCUUGGCAAGGUUUUCAAACGGACAUAUGCUUCUCCUGAAGAAAUCUGCAAAUGCUUCACCAUCAAAGGACAGAAACCGUUUGGCCUCGUGAACAUUCUUCGAGAAAUGAGACUUAGGAAGGAACUUAUAGACCCAGAUGAACUUACUGAUGAAGUUGGAUGGGUCAGCAAGAAAAUAUCAGCAAUUACGAGUUGGUUCGGGUCUUCUAAUGAAGAGCUGGACACCUCCUCAAAACUAGUCUCAGUAACCUGGUUAGAGAACAUCUGUAGCUCAAUUACCACAUGGGCUUUCAAACAAGAGACUCAGAUUUUCAACAAGAAACAGAUAGAAGCUGUUCUUUACAAAAAUGGGAGGGAUAAAGAGGAUGUUAAACUGGUUCUUGCAAACCUCAUAAAAACAGACAGAAUGAUCAUUGAAGGAGAUUAUGUGAAGAUAGGACAUAGUGGCGAAAUAGAAGAGUUUACCAACUACGAAAAAGCUACCUUCAAACUCAAUUAUGCUGCAGAGGAGCUACAAGAAAGGAUAAAUAUCAUCAAACCAAAGAUCACUGAACUUAAGGAGAAAGCUAAAAAUGCUCUAAAAGAGAAAAAUCGAGAUCUUGCAACUAACCUUGUCAGAGAGAAGAAAGCUCUUGAAAGAGUAGAAAACAUUCUAGAAGGACAGAAGAUGAAGAUUGAGAAGCAGGUCUUAGAUAUCCAAAUGACUUUAUCAACUAAGGAUACUAUUGAGGCUUUAAAGCUUAGUAAUAAUCAACAAUCCAUCAUUGACGAUGACCUUGAUGAUGCUCAAGAAUUAAUGGAUGCGAUCACCGAAAAGAACUACAAUCUUGAUAAGAUCAACAAAAUGUUCACAUCAGACGAUGUAGAGGAAGAGAUGGAUGAAGACUUGCUCAAAGAACUUACUGAAGAGCCUGAUGAAGCAGAAGAAGAGAAGCAACCUUCAAGUCCUCAAAAGGAGAGAUAUCCUGAUGGCUUACUUGAAGAGUUUGAAUCUCCCGAUAAAGAAUACGAAGAGGCUCAACUUGAAUUUGCUUAAUUAAUUUCAAUAAUCGUCCCACUAAC
This is a messenger RNA of Moneuplotes crassus, 1241 nucleotides long. The record is from the annotation of a GenBank genome assembly. NCBI's taxonomy places the organism in Eukaryota, Ciliophora, Spirotrichea, Euplotida, Euplotidae.